AUGACAUCGCAAUUAGAAAUUAUUGAUUUGACUAAUGACACUGCCGAUUUGUCUGAGUUUUCUACUACUCAGACAGACCCAAUUCGUUCCAAAAGAGCAGCCAGUCUGACAGUGGAAGUCAACAAUGAGGAAGCUUUAUCACCAACAAAAAAGUGCAAAACUGAUGCUAAUACUGCUUUUAUUGAGAUAAGUCAGAAUAUAUCAGCAGACGAGAAGCAUAUCCCCAAGAAAGAAUUGGAGAAAGCAGAAAAGGAAAAGCAAAAACAAGAAGAAAAAGCUCGUAAGGAGCAAGAAAAGCUCGAGAAGAAAAGAAAGCAAGAAGAAGAAAGAGAGUUGAAGAGAAAACGACUCGAAGAAGAAAAGGAGUUGAAAAGGCAAAAGCAAGAGGAAGAAAGAAGGGCAAGAGAACUUAAAAAGGAAGCAGAAAGACUUCAAAAGGAGAAAGAAAAGCAAGAGAAAGAGAGGAUAAGAUUGGAAAAGAAACAAAAGCUAGAGGAACAAAGAUUGGCCAAGGAAGCAGAAAAGAAACGACUUGAAGAGGAGAAGAGGAAGAUUGAAGAGGCUAAAGAAAGAAGUCAAAUGAAAAUCUCGAGUUUCUUUCAAGUUGGACAGAAACGUAAAGAGAAAAAAACAGCACCGGAGUCUUCUGAAGGAGAUACAAGUAAAAACAGCCCUAAAUCGUUUUAUGAAACCGAGUUUUUGCCAUUCUUUGUUCAAAAGAAUGUAAGCUUAAUGAAUGUUGGCAACAAGGAUAUACUGGACUCCAAGCGUAUUCUUGACGACUGUCUAAAUGGAGCUUUGCCAAAGGAGCUGUCUUUCAAAUCAUAUCUUAACACAUUCACAAACUCUUCUUUGUCGACCGUCAAUGACAUUACACCAGAAGAAAUUAUUAAUGCUCUAAAUUCAUCCACAACAACCGAGAACCAAGUUCAUCAAUUAAUUCAAGACCUACCUCCUAUCAAGUAUAUUAGUUUUUAUGAAAACUCAAAACCGCCAUAUAUUGGGACCUAUUGUUCAUUAGCUCAUCAAAAAUGUCGCGAAAGUAUAAUUCAAAACCCAUUUGACAAUGAGAUAACUGGUCUAGAUUAUGGCUAUGAUUCAGACUUGGAAUGGAAUAAGGAGGACGAAGAGGGUGAAGACAUAGAAAAUGACGAGGACGACGAUGACGACGAUUCUAUUAUGGGAGAUGAAGAUGACGAGGAAUUUGUCGAGGAUGAUCCCCAAAGUAACAAGAAGAAAUUUAUUACCCUAACAGUGAUUAACAAAUGGAACAACGAAGAAAACAGCCAGGAUUUCCAAAGUUUUGCUACAGUUAAAUUAGUAGAUAUACCAGGUCAAAUAGAUCCCUUUCAUAAUUAUUGGGCUACUCAAAAUGAACCACAAGUGCAGACAAUAUCAGUGACUCAGGAUGCAACAAAAUCUAUUGACAAUGUCUUAAUAAACAAAGCAACACCAACCAUGGGUACAUCUUCUAGUCCGAAUAUCUUGAUUGCUCAAAAGAAAACUAUCAAAGAUUCGGUGGUUUUGGCUAACUUGAUAAAAUUCAUAGAAAAUAACAAUGAUUUUACUAUAGGUACAUUGGUGGAACUAUCGAAGAAAGAGUUUAAAGAUUUUACUAAAGCCUUGAUAAAAAAUACAAUACAGGAGAUUGCCGUUUAUGACAAAAGGUCAAGUAAAUGGGAAAUAAAAGCUGAAAUGAAAGAGAAAUACUGUUCGUAG
This is a messenger RNA of Candida dubliniensis CD36, 1719 nucleotides long. RefSeq lists its product as uncharacterized. Bases 1 to 1719 code for a protein of 572 amino acids. Lineage: Eukaryota; Fungi; Ascomycota; Pichiomycetes; Serinales; Debaryomycetaceae. Gene Ontology annotation, cellular component: CAF-1 complex; nucleus. The record is from RefSeq and is a predicted model, not a curated record. The transcript has a single exon. Gene Ontology annotation, biological process: nucleosome assembly.